UUGAACUCCUUAAAUAUAAUCCCAACUAGCCUAGUUCAUAUUAUCGAGAUUAAAGGGAUUACUUUCAGGCAAAAUCAAUUUUAACUGCACCUGCUUUCAGAAUACAACAACACAUUGCAUUAGUUUGAUCUGAUUGUUGAUUGAGGGACAUAUUUUACUCUGGAAUGGUAGAAGAAGAUGGUAUGGACUUGGAGGAGGAAGAAGAGGAAGAUUAUAGAUCAGAAAGCAGAAGGAAAGCUUCAACAGUCUUUUCUGUCAUCGCCAGUGUUUUGUCUGGAUUUUUAGGGAACUGGGCUUGUUUUAAAGUAUCAGAGAUGCUGAAUGUCCCAUCUCAGGCUUUCCCUGCUGCUGGAUCCCAGCAGAGAGUCGCGCCAGCCGGACAGUCCAGAAACAAGGUGGUGCUGAAGCCUGGUCACAGUUUGCUGGACUGGAUCCGACUGACCAAAAGUGGACAGGAUUUAACAGGACUGAGAGGUCGACUGAUCGAGGUCACAGAAGACGAGCUGAAGAAACACAACACCAAAAAAGACUGCUGGACGUGCAUUAGAGGUAUGGUCUAUAACUUGAGUGCCUACAUGGAUUUCCACCCUGGUGGGGAAGAGGAGUUAAUGCGGGCUGCUGGGAUUGAUAGCACUGACCUGUUUGACGAGGUCCACCGAUGGGUGAAUUAUGAGUCCAUGCUGAAGGAGUGUUUGGUGGGGAGGAUGGCAGUAAAGCCCAGCCCUGCUCUACAAGCUCACACAGAGAAGACUGAGAGCACUCAUUUAAACGGUUUAUCUGCGCCUCCAUCUUUAAGACCAGAGCCUUUAUCUGCUCCUCUUCCUGCCAAAGACCAUCGUCCUCGGUAUGAUUGGUUCCAGACAGAUGGCACUGUUAAUAUUGUUGUUUACACCAAGCGAAAGAUUCCCAGCGCCGGCUGUGCAGUGGUGGAUCUACAGGAUGAUAAUCUCAGAGUAGAGAUGCUGUUGGGCAGGAUGUCGUACCUUCUCUACUGGCGCCUGUCCAGUAGAGUUCAAGAUCAUGUUGAUGUGCAGACAGCCCACUCUGUUGGAAAGGUUCAGUUGUGCCUGCGCAAAUCCGUCAAAGAAAAGUGGACGCAGUUGGGGCAAUCGCUUGAACACCAUGACACAUUCAUUCAAUGUAAAGAUCGAGGGCUCUUCUACAGGGAGUGUGUGCUGCUUUCGAAAACAGACGUCACACACAACACGCAGCUCUUGCGUUUGCAGCUUCCUCCAGGGUCACGUAUGCAAGUUCCUGUGGGAAGACACGUCUACCUCAAAACGUCUGUCCAGGGUACGGAUGUUGUGAAACCCUACACAGCAGUGGAUCAGAUGCUAAUACCUCCCUCACAGUCCAGUGCUGAAGUGGGCUCAGACAUACAUCUCAUGAUAAAGGUCUAUCCGGAUGGAGUGUUGACCCCGCACAUCGCCAACCUUCCUAUUGGAGCGUCCCUGUCUGUAGGAGGCCCUGAAGGCUCCCUUACUCUGCGAGUCCUACGGGAUGUCACUCAUCUCUACAUGUUAGCAGCGGGCACAGGAUUCACACCCAUGGCUCGUCUCAUCCGGCUGGCCCUGCAGGAAUUCACAGUGAUCAGAAAAAUGAAGCUGAUGUUCUUCAACCGGCAGGAGAGAGACAUACUUUGGCAGUCACAACUGGAUGAAUUAUGUACAAAAGAGGAAAGAUUUGAGGUGCAGCAUGUUCUCUCAGAGCCUGCAGACUCGUGGACGGGCAGAAGAGGACGGAUAGAUGCUUGUAUGCUGCAGAACUUCCUGGAGAGGCCAGAAAACUCCAAGUGUUUAGUGUGCGUGUGCGGCCCUGCUGGAUUUACAGAGUCAGCAGUGCAAUUGGUCAGACAGCUGGACUUCAGUGAAGAGGAACUCCAUGUUUUUCAGGCUUGAUUGCGAUGUUACAGAUUUCUCACACACACACUCGCAGAUUUUUUCUAUGCAUAUAUAAAAAGCACUUUCCAAUGAAAAGAAAACCUCUCAUGAAGCUGCAACACUUGUCGUCUUUGUUUGUGGGAAUCCAAUGCAUAUAGACUCAAAACUAAUGCACUUACAGAUUGUCUUGAAGCACUAUAAGACAACCAGUCCAUCAAUCAGAGUUCAAUCAAACGCAUCCUAACAUUUCAUUCCAGAAGCGGCUCAAAUAUUAGGACGUUUAAGACAGACGCCUUAAGCAGGACAACUCUGCAACAUUAAAACAGAUGAUCUAUUAUGCUGUCCACAUGUUUACCGACAUCCUGCAAGGACUUGAGAGGUUUGGAGCAAUAUCGUUCUGUAAAUCAAUGCGACUAAAACAUGAUGUACUGUUGGAAGCAAAUGAUUUAUAACAUAGCAGUAAACCUGAAUGCAGGACAAGUGCAGUCUCCACUGUUUGUAAAUGCUAAUUCGACUGCCACAUGCUGUUUUCUUAACAGUGUAGAUGAUGUACUGUAAUAUGGUUUGUACCUCUAGUGCUGUUGAAUCUCGUGGAAUGCUGUAUUUCUGAGGUCUAUCACGGGUCUGAUGACGGUUUUGGGAGGGGAUGAAAACUGUUCUAGCACAGCACUCUGUGUUAAACCAGCAGACCAGGCUGUUUGUUGUACGCUACUUUAGAUAAAAUGCGAAGCUGAGAUCUAAAUAUUUAUUUAUUGAUGUAAACUCUUGACUGUAAAACCCAGUGAUAUUGAUUUGACAAUUAAUGGCUUCCAACAGAGGUGAUUGGUCGUUUCAUAAUUAAAUGUUUCACUGAAGAACAUC
Molecule: messenger RNA, 2741 nt
Organism: Danio rerio (zebrafish)
Lineage: Eukaryota; Metazoa; Chordata; Actinopteri; Cypriniformes; Danionidae
Source: RefSeq, a predicted model, not a curated record